Molecule: messenger RNA, 1735 nt
Organism: Salarias fasciatus (jewelled blenny)
Lineage: Eukaryota; Metazoa; Chordata; Actinopteri; Blenniiformes; Blenniidae
Gene: zmat3
Product: zinc finger, matrin-type 3
Exons: 6
Coding region: 60-1550 (496 amino acids)
Molecular function (GO): zinc ion binding; nucleic acid binding
Source: RefSeq, a predicted model, not a curated record
UCCUGCCCUGGCCACCCGGUUUUUUGGAGAGGAGAAGUUGGCAGAGGGAUGAUCCUGCGAUGAUGGCGCUGCAGCUGAAGAGCGGGGAUGCCGCGUACUACCAGAGCGCAGAUUACUGCAGAAACUACACUUCUCCGCCUGUCAGCUACGGUGACAGCAGCCAUUAUCUUGCCCGACUGCCAGUCCCAGAAACCAUGUUGAAGCCACCCCUCAGUCUCUUCAGCCAUCCACAGCAAACUUUCCAACAUAUGGACUCCUUGCACCAGUUGGGACCGCCUCCAAUGGCACCUACACAACCUCUCGGCCCUCCGCCCAUUGCCCCUGCCCAGCCAAUCGGACCUCCAUCUAUGGCACCCACCCAGACUCUAGGUCCACCUCCUAUAACUGCUACUCACCCCUUAAGGCCUCCCCCGAUCACUCCUCCACACGUCCUAGGCCCUCCUCCAAUGCCCCCAGCUCAGCCACUGGGGCCUCCGCCAAUGGCACACACCUUAGGACCCCCACCUGUUGAUCACACACAAGCAAUAGUGCCUCCUCCAACCAUGGACCUCACACAACCACUGGGGCCUCCACAUCUGAACCCUGCUCAAGCUCUGGUUCCCCCUCCUGUAGUGGCGCCUGCAGCUGGAAGGUUUCCCCUCCCUCCCAGCCCCCUGUCCUCACCCCCUGCGCCUGGCCCUGACCCAUCACAGGUGCCUCCAAGGCCCCCAGGACCAGCACUUAUCCCACCGCCGAUGCCCGGCCUCGUUUGUGGGCCUCUCCCAGGUCAGGCGGCGCCAGUCAGCGAACAGCCCCAGGAUGAAGGCUCUUCGCUGGGGGUGGAGGAGCAGGAGGACUCUCUGGGGCUGGAGGAGCUGUGCAAACCACUGUACUGUAAACUCUGCAAUGUUACCCUCAACUCUGCCCAGCAGGCACAAGCUCACUACCAGGGAAAGAACCACAGUAAAAAGCUGAGAAACUUCUACGCUGGCAGUCAGCAGCCGCCAGCCAUCAGGAUCCCAGAAGUCCUCGAGACGGCCGGCCAGACGUCCCUCAGCUCAGGAUCCAGCGACGGUGACACAGGCAGGCAGGCGCUGUAUAAGGGGGCACCGCGGGUCAUCCUGGCCACAGAGAACGACUAUUGUAAACUGUGUGAUGCCUCCUUCAGCUCACCAGCAGUCGCGCAGGCCCACUACCAGGGCAAGAACCAUGCCAAGAAACUACGGCUCGCUGAGGCCCAACAGAACUCCACGAACGUUGAAGGCAACAAUGAUGCAGCCCCAAGAAGGAACAGAAAGGACGGCAGUGAGUACCGACUGCUGAAGAGCCGCCGCAGCCCUCAGAUACCUGCCUCAAUGCCGGGGCCCUACUACAACCCCAGACCAAGGCAGCGCAUCCCCAGGGACUUGGCCAUGUGUGUGACUCCCAGCGGACAGUUCUACUGCUCUAUGUGCAACUGUGGAGCUGAGCAGGAGACAGACUUCAGGCAGCAUCUGGAGAGCAAGCAGCACAAAGCCAAAGUGUCAGAGCUGAGAUACCGCCAUGAGAUGGAGAACCUGGGCUACAGCUAAGAUACACAAGAGGGGAUUGGGUGCGGGGAGUGAAAGCAGAGACAGUUUAAGGCUGCUGCUGGUCAGGAGAAAAAAAUACGUUCAGUUGAGAUUUGAGAGCCAUAUUUACAAAAAUGAUCACCCCAAAUGGCCUCACGAUCCUGUUGCAAUUUAUUUACUAUAUAAAUCAAGCAUUUAGGUCCAGA